AUGUCAGCAGUUAUUUUUGUUGUCGAUUCAAAUGGUCGUAAUAGAAUCGACGAAGCAUGUGACGAAUUACAUCUAAUGACAAAUUAUGAGCUACUGAAAAAGUUACCUAUUCUCAUAUUUGCUAAUAAACAAGAUUUACCAAAUGCUUUAACAUUUGAUGAAAUCAAAGAAAAACUAAACUUACCAAAAUUAGAUGAAAUGAAAUCAAAAUGGUAUUUACAACCUUUAAUAGCUAUUGUAGGUGAAAGUAUUCAUGAAGGUUUUGAAUAG
Molecule: messenger RNA, 270 nt
Organism: Rotaria sordida
Lineage: Eukaryota; Metazoa; Rotifera; Eurotatoria; Philodinida; Philodinidae
Source: the annotation of a GenBank genome assembly